AUGUUUAAGGGGAAAUCACAGAAGGAAUUGAUCCAGGUGGCGAAAACGUUGAUCCAGCCAUUGAAGCCUGGAUAUCAUAAAGGCCAGGCGGGGAAGAUUGCUGUGUUUGGUGGAUGUGAGGAUUAUACGGGUGCACCGUUCUUCCUGGCCCAUUCGGCAGCUUUGGUAGGGGCUGAUUUGAGCCAUAUCGUUUGUGAAAAACAGGCUGCGCCGGUGAUAAAGAGCUACUCGCCAGAUUUGAUGGUGCAUCCGUACUUGUUUGAUUUGGAAAAUGCAGAUGUACGCAAUUGGAUCUCGGUAGAGCUUAUCGAGAAGUUGAAGAAGAAACCGCUUGAUGAGAUAUUGAAUGCUCGGGACGAACUCGAUAAAAUCGUCGAGGAUCACGUUUUGCCUAAGAUUCUGGGCCUUAUGGAACGUGUGGAUAUGUUUGUCGUGGGGCCCGGGUUUGGAAGAGACGCUCUUAUGCUUAAAACGCUUAUCAGAGUGAUUGAAGAAAUCAAGGUUGUGAAUAAACCGGUUAUUUUGGAUGCUGACCUGCUUUACUUGGUUUCUGUACGUCCAAAUGUGAUCAAGGGCUACCCAAAGGCUGUUCUUACGCCUAACGUGGUGGAAUUUGGCAGGAUAUGCCGUGCUCUUACCAUUGACAACACAGAUGACGUUGAAACUGCCAAACGCGUUCUGAAGGCUUUGGGUGGCGUUACGAUAAUCAAAAAGGGCCGCCAGGAAGUCAUUGUAAGGAACGAUAGCCAUGUGGUGAACGAGUUCCUGGGCUCUUUGAGACGUGUAGGUGGUCAAGGAGAUUCAUUGACUGGUGCCUUGGCUACGUUGCUUACAUGGACAGAACACUACAAUUCUGGAUUCUGGGAAGGUUCAGGUAAGAUUGACGAAGACGAGUCUAUCUUGCUUGCCUGUUUUGCUGCUUGUUCGAUCGUUCGUGUGGCCAGCUCCAAGGCUUUCUACAAGUACAAGAGAGCAAUGCAGACCCUGAACGUCCAUGAAUUCUUAGGUGAAGCCUAUGAGGAGUUGUUGGGAGAUGAGUGA
Molecule: messenger RNA, 1041 nt
Organism: Candidozyma haemuli
Lineage: Eukaryota; Fungi; Ascomycota; Pichiomycetes; Serinales; Metschnikowiaceae
Product: NADHX dehydratase
Exons: 1
Coding region: 1-1041 (346 amino acids)
Biological process (GO): metabolite repair
Molecular function (GO): ATP-dependent NAD(P)H-hydrate dehydratase activity
Source: RefSeq, a predicted model, not a curated record